Molecule: messenger RNA, 926 nt
Organism: Drosophila takahashii
Lineage: Eukaryota; Metazoa; Arthropoda; Insecta; Diptera; Drosophilidae
Gene: Ras64B
Product: ras-like protein 2
Biological process (GO): Ras protein signal transduction
Cellular component (GO): plasma membrane
Molecular function (GO): GTP binding; GDP binding; GTPase activity
Source: RefSeq, a predicted model, not a curated record
CCUGGUCACACUGAGGUGUCGCGGAAGAAGAAGAGAAACUAAGAAAUUUCGCUGGCCAACUGGUCGAAAUAAACGGGGAAAUGCAGAUGCAAACGUACAAACUGGUGGUCGUCGGCGGCGGCGGCGUGGGAAAGUCUGCGAUCACGAUACAGUUCAUCCAGAGCUACUUCGUCACGGACUACGAUCCCACCAUUGAAGACUCGUAUACGAAGCAGUGCAACAUAGAUGAUGUGCCAGCCAAAUUGGACAUUCUGGACACGGCUGGUCAGGAGGAGUUCAGUGCCAUGCGGGAGCAGUAUAUGCGCUCCGGCGAGGGCUUCCUGCUCGUCUUCGCCCUCAACGAUCAUUCCAGCUUCGAUGAGAUCCCCAAGUUCCAGCGCCAAAUACUGCGCGUCAAGGAUCGCGACGAGUUCCCCAUGCUGAUGGUCGGUAACAAGUGCGAUUUGAAGCACCAGCAGCAGGUUUCCUUGGAGGAGGCGCAGAACACCAGUCGCAGCCUAAUGAUCCCCUACAUCGAGUGCAGUGCCAAGCUGCGUGUGAAUGUCGAUCAGGCUUUCCACGAGCUGGUGAGGAUCGUGCGGAAGUUCCAAAUCGCCGAGCGUCCCUUCAUCGAGCAGAGUUACAAGAAGAAGGGCAAGAGGAAGUGCUGCCUGAUGUAAAAGAGAGAAUCUCCUGAAUGCCGCAGCGGAAGCAGGAGCCAAACAAAACAUUUAACGAGUAUAACACCAAAUUUUUUAAAAUUGAAAAACACGCGUCGACUGAGCUUUGAAUUCCGUUCCGAGAAGACGAUAAACCAGUAACCCAAAACCGAAACCAGUAAUCAACGAGCCCAAACGAAGUGCAUUUCUUACCUGCCCAGGUGCCCAUGUCGCAUUCAACGAACGAAUCGAAUAAAAGCUUCGCCACCUUCAAAUAGCUACGAAGAA